This is a messenger RNA of Lymnaea stagnalis (great pond snail), 5962 nucleotides long. The record is from the annotation of a GenBank genome assembly. Lineage: Eukaryota; Metazoa; Mollusca; Gastropoda; Lymnaeidae.
CUGAGAUCGGUUGGAACGGAAAUACGUCUGUAGGAAUGAAUGCGAGCGCAAGCGGCAUCAAGUAUUAAGCAGUCACAAGUCUCACUUCGAUAAGAGGACUGCCAUGGAGCACAGACGUGCAGUCGUUGUGUUCCUGACUCUCAUCCAGGGUAUUGAGCUAUGCAUUAUAGAAUUUUUUUGGUUUAACAUAGUCAUUGAAAUCUUUUGUUUUGAAACUUUGAGUACGGCAAGAUCAAAGUAUUAUUGAUUUUGUGGCACACGACACUACUUUCUUUGUGUUUAAACAAAAUAAUUAUUCAAUAACCAACUUUUACAACUUUUUUUAAGAACACUAAUAACUUUUUGUUUUUUUAAAUAUAAUGUUAAAAUAAUUUUUGAAUGUUUUAAAUUCUUGGUAAAUAUUUUAUUCUUACAUAUUUUUUUUUUAAAUCGAGUCACUUUAUUAUGUAAGAGUUAACCGUUUGGGAUUAAAUUUUCUUAAUAAAUUUCCUAAUUUCCAAUUAACGUGGAGGUAAAUGCAAUGCAGUUAAAAUCGUAAUUCAAAUGAGUAAAUUUGGCGUUAAGAGAAAAUGUAAGCAUUUGCCAUAUCGACACUUACAAUAACAUUAAAGGCCUUUUUUUAAUGGCAAAGAUAUUGUUCAGUAAUUCAAGCGUUAUCAAUAAUAUAUUGUUUUCAGCUAUCACCGUUUUUGGUGAUACCUGUUAUGAAUACGAUGCUUCUAAUUCCUUGACUUCCUCCUACUGUGCAUAUGGCUGCUGUGGAACUUAUAUGAACCGGUAUUGCUGUUCAUAGUAAGCUAUCAAUACACAUAUUACUUAGCGUAAAUACAUACAUUUUCCAUACAGAUUUGAUCAAUACAGACAUUCUUAUCUCAUCUAACACAAAAGUACAACACGAUUCCUGCAUUUUGAAACACUUCGAUUGUAUUGCAUAAUAUAACAUUGCUUAUACAAAAAUAGUCCUGGCAUAUGAGAUUGUCAUAGUGUACCAGCUCUUUUUGAAAGUUCUCUUAGUUUGGCGUUAAGUACCUUUUUAAAUACCCACUUAACGUCAACCUAUCGAGCUGCAACUUGGCACAUAGGCUAGUAGCCGAUGACAACACACUCUAACAAAUGUUCAGCCCCGACCCCUACCCCCCAAAUAACAGUUUUUACUGUUUUUCAAAGGGAAGAUAAAAUGAAAUUCCCGAUAACUGCAUAAAAUUUGACUAUUUUUAAGUGCGUUUGGUGCGUAAUAUUUUCUUCUUUUUUUUUCUUAAAUUGUUGGUAAAAUAAAUCUGUUGUGAAAAAGCGAGUAGGAAUUAGAAUAUUAAUAUAAUUCAAGGGCGUAAAAAAAUGUGCGUUUGCGAGUCUUGUUGGUUGGGUGUGGGGGGGGGGGGGAGAAAAGAGAAUAUUAAUUUGGAUUCUUAUAAAGUGGGCUACUUGUUUUGUCAAAUUUUUAGCCCGUACGCCCUAAGGCUCGAUAUUACAUUUAAUAGGAGUUAUACGAAAACUUUGUUGUAGUGAUUUAUUUAUUUAUCAGGAAUUUCCCUCAUAAUACUCUGUAAUAUUCGGUAAAUUAAUGUAUUUCCUCUAUUUAAAAAAAUCAUUUAUAUUAAAUUGUCAACUAAAUUCGUAUAAAUAAUUUUCUAGUAGUUCUAUUAAAUAUAACACAUCUCUUCCGUUUUAUCUUUUUAUUUAAUUCAACUGUAGGAAAGGUAAAGAGAUAAUUUAUAAGGCGAUCAGAAAUUUAACAAAUGUUUAUUGGAUAGUUGUGGGGAAAUUAUAUUUUAAAACUGGAUAUUCUAAGGAAGGGGAAAUGAUAAUGCAACCUCUCAAUGAUACGUCUCUCAUCAACACUAAUGAUACGCUCCACAAUUUUCAUGACAAGAGAAUAUUGUGUUGAGCUUAAUUUACUUAAUCACACAACACAAUAUCCUCGUGUAAUGAACCGAGCUAUCUCACGCAACGCUCGCGGCAACACAAUUUCAUUGUGCAUCAAUUAGAUAAAAGUUUAACGUUCAUGACCUAGUCGCAACGCAAAUCCAUGACACUUUUCCCUCUGCAUAACUCAUCUUAGAAAAGGACGAUUUUGGGCAAACGUGUGCCUGGGUGGGACUGUAGUCGGACAAAAGAAAUGGACAGAACUAUUUUAAUUAUCGGAUAAUGGAAAACAUAUGUGAAAACGUUAAGCUCUCUAGCUCCAAAAAUUUGUUUAGUAUAUAUUUUACACAAAUUUUGCUUUGUUUACGUACAUAUGAUCAUCAUCUAUCAUCGUUAUACAAUGAAAUAAUUUUCGUAAUAUGUCUAGAACUAACGCGAAGAGAGAGAGAGAGAGAGAGAGAAAGAGAGGGGGGGGAGAAUGGGGGGGGGAGAAAAUCUUUGUGACAGCUUUGUUAUAUUUACACAUUAUGCCAGUGGCCGGAAAAUCGCGGCACGCGAACCGCAUGUGGCUCUUCAGCGACCUAAGUGCGGCUCGGCCAGUCAGCCACAAAUCGGUUUUGCCCCCUAAAAAAAAACAUUGUUCUUGAAAAGAAAUUUGGUUCUCAAAUUUGUUUAAUCAUCCUGCUGCUGAUUUUUUGGCUCUUUUGAAUAAUUAGCUUGUCGAACACUGCACAAUGUCAUGCUUUGCUCUUUAAAGACGUUCUUGAAAACUACUUUAAACAUUAAUUGGUAACAGGAUAGAUAACCUUGGGACCUGCGUUCAUUUUCAUUAUACUCAGUUAUGCCCCUUAUAAAAUUCGUAACAAUUUUAUUUUAGUUCGCAGAACUUUAACCGAUUGGCUAAGUUACAAAUAUUUAUUUAAAAGACAUCUGCAAUUUUACGCAUAAUAUUACUAGCUAUAACAUAGUUGUAGUUGAACAUUGUCGUAUUAUAGCUCAGUCAAUAUAUAUCAUAGCCAUUUUUUUCAUAGUGAAAGUGAGGGGGGGGGGGGGAAUUAAAGUGUCUUGGCAAGCUUGUAUUUAGAACCACUCAAACAAAAUGGUUUUUUUUUUUCAACUCUUUUCAAUUAGUCUCAUUUUAGCAUUAAUCAAUGGCUGCGUUUUUUAAAUAAAUUAAUUAAUUGUUUUUAAUUUAAAUAAGGAAAAUGUAGUACAGUGGAUCCUCUCAUAACGAGCAUAAUUCGUUCCAGAAUCUUUCUCGUUAAGCGAAACACUCGUUAAACGAAACAAUUUUUCCCAUACAAAUCAAUGUAAAAUACGAUUAAUGCAUACUAUGCUUAAAAAAUACUAAUUUUUUCAAAAAAUUGUAUUAACAUUAAUUGAAAUAAAAUUGCUUAUGAAUUGUUAAGGGGUGUAACAACUUGGAAUACAAUUAAGAUUUGAAACAAAAAAACGUAAAUAAAAAUAUGACUUUAUGAAAAAUAAUUAAUCCUUUUUAGCUAGAAAACUGUCUAAAGACAUUUGUUUUUGCCGACGCUUCAAAAUUUGAAGAAAAUGUGUCACAGCAUUAUCAUUGAAUGAAUUUGUAGCACGAACAGCCACCUCCUUAUUAGGGUGAUGCUUCUCAAUGUACGAUGCAACAGUUUCCCAUGCUUUCAGCAGUUCGCUUAUUGCGCUAGAAGAUUGUUGCUCUGCUACUUCCUCAUCCAUUAAUGAGCUCUCCUCCAUAGUUUCUUGCUGUGAAACACGAUGCUACUCCAUAAGCUCUUCGGUGGUUAACUCUGGACAAGCUCUUCAAUAUCGUUGAUGUCCUCCUCGAGUCCCAUGAUAUUGGCCAAUGACUCAAUCUCGUUAACUGUAGACUCCACAGACAACAACACUCUCUGGCCAAAGUUUUUUUCCAAGCAGAAGUGAGGGAAAAAGGGACUUCCUCUUUCUGCGUAACUCGUUAUGCGAAAUAUCGCUCGUUAAGGGAGCAACUUCUUCACGUUUUUUUUUUGUUUUUUUUUGUUUUUUUGCGCGUUAUGCAAAUUACUCGUUAUGAGAGGUUCCAUUGUAUUUUAAAUAAUUAUUGCAUGAUCCACGCCGAUCAAUUGUACAUAUUAUCUGAAAAAAACAUACUAUUUUUUUUAAAAAGUACAACUCACAGUCAAGCUAAUCAAAAUUAUGGUUUACAUCUCAUCAGCUCCUACAGCAGCUACAGCAGUGCCGUGUCUUCCGUGUUCAGCAUUGGAACAAUUGUUGGCAUAGCUGUUGGUUCCUUUGCUGGCUUUGUUAUUCUCAUAGUCACAAUUGUGCUGAUAUGUAAGAAAUGCACAGCUCCGACUAGAGUUGUCAACGUUAUAGGACCACCGGCCCAGGGAGGUGCUGUCGUGACACAAACAAGUGGCAUGAUGUCACAAGGUGGCACUGCAGGUGAGUUUAGGACACAAUCUGGCACUGCAGGUGAUUUUAUGACAAAAACAAUUGGCAUGAUGACACAAGCUGGCACUCCGGGUGAGUUUUUUGCACAAACAAAUGGCAUGAUGACAAAAGCUGGCACUCCGGGUGAGUUUAUGGCACAAACAAGUGGCAUGAUGACACAAGCUGGCAUCCAGGUGAGUUUAUGACACAAACAAGUGGCAUGAUGACAGAAGCUGGCACUGCAGGUGAGUUUAUGACACUAACGAUUGAUAUACGUUUUUUUUUUAUUAAAUCCAGGUAUGUUCCCAGAUUAUAUGUAAGUGGUAUGCAAUUUAGCGUGUCUCAAUUAUUUAGUUAGUAUAUUGUAUUCAAUUUAGCAUGUCUGCAUUAUUUUGUUAGUAUAUGGUAUGCAAUGUAGCAUGUCUGCAUUACUUUGUUUGUAUAUGAUAGGCAAUGUAGCAUGUCUGCAUUAUUUUGUUAAUAGAUGGUAUGCAAUGUAGCAUGUGUGCAUUAUUUUGUUAGUAUAUGGUAUGCAAUGUAGCAUGUCUGCAUUACUUUGUUAGUAUAUGAUAGGCAAUGCAAUGUCUUGCGACUUAUUGUGAAUCAGAUGAACUCAUUAACAAAAUGAAAUACUUAUAUAAAUGUAAAUCGCAUUUCUUGUUCUCCUCUAUCUUCCAGGCCAAGUGCCAGCCUACAAUCCCCCAUUGUAUGGGUACUAAGAGACGUGAUGUCUUAUUGUAAUAUUAUCUGUACAUUAUACAGCGUGAUAAGCCAUGUGUGCACUGUUGUUGUUGUUUUCUCCAUGAGCUAUUUCAAUUAUCAAUAAUGUUAAGUGUUAUUUUAAUAUCAACACUUCUUGUGAGGCGCCUGAUGCUAAUGUUGAACGUUCAAAUAUUUUUUUUUAAAACAAAUAUAUUAAUUCUCAGAUUACUUAGCAUUAUUUGGUUGUUAGUUUGUUUUUUUUUAAAUAUUUCCAAGUACUAACCGAUUCAGUUUACUACAGCGGACUAUUCGAAAAACUAUCAAAAUAAUUUUUUAAUUAAAAUAAUACAUUUUCAAGAUAUACUCCUACAGUAAAACAUUAGAAAACUGACUACAAGGGAAACUUUUAUAAACCUGCUGAAUGCAAAAGUAUUUCAAUAGACUCGGUUAAGCCUAGGGGUUGUUAGUUACAACAAGAAGAUCAAUAUUUGAUAUGUUUUGUUUUUUUUAUUCAACAAUAAAAUUCACUGCGUGCCUUCUUUCUUCCACCAUCUCUCACUCACUAACUACCAAAUACCAUAGCAACUAACAACGUCAUCUCUCAAAACCCUAUGCAUCACAAAUACAAAUCACGCAGGAACAACUGCACAAUUAAUCUCCAAACCAAAACAUGCACUCGUUGAACAAAACAUUAACAAACUGGAACAUUGCACGUUUAACUGGAACACACAAAAAAAACAACAACAAAAAUUGAUGUUCUAAUAUGUGAAGAUGGCUUCUCGGCUGUCUGUACAAAUGUAUAGUUUAAAAAUAUAUGUUUAAAAACAAUCAUAAACUUCAUAUAGUCACUAAUUCCUCUCCACCCUAAUUUCCCCUUUUUUAUAACUCAUAUUUUCUCGUUGUAGCAAUGAAAUCACAAUGAAAACAUGUAUUAGUAUCCUGUAGAGUGCAAAAAAUACUAAAAUGAUGUAUCUAUAAAGUCACAGUGAAUAGU